GGCUCUGGCAGGGAGGGACGCUGCAGGGUUUCCCACGGGGUUCUGACACCGGCUGCGCAGUGUGUGAGAGAGGGGCGGUGAGGAACAGUGGGCAGAGUCCUUCCCAAAGGAAAGGGUUAAGUAUCCCGCGCUCCUGUGGGCGGGCUCGGCGAUGAGAUCGGCAGCGCUGGGCUCUGCUGGCCGAGCCUGAGCAUCUCCGAGGAUGCGGCGGCGGGAGAGGCUGCAGGGACGCGCAAGGUGAACGCGGGGCUGCGGGUGCAGCGCGCAGGCUUAUCCAGUGAGGUCUAGACGUCAAGGGCUCUACACUCAGGCAUCGAAUUAAACCAUGGCCCCUAGCUCACGAGGCUCUGUAUGCCAUCUCUUUCUGCUGUUGCCCUGCCUGGGGGCUGGCCCUGCCUUGGGCAGAGGCCUUCCCAGACCACUUGAGGACUCAGAACCCCACUUGAUCCCCUCAGAGCCGCAGACCUUUGACCUCUUCUGGGAGAAGCUGAGAAAUGAGAGUUCCUGGCACAGUGGCAUCCCCCAGGCCCCUGCUGAUGGCCCCAAGAGGCCUGCAGACUCUCCCCCAGGACCAGCCCUGCGUGGACCCAAAGCAGUGCCUGGGGUGCAGGGUGAAAGACUCCUAGUAACUGAUGACCUCCAGCUGGCCCGAGGGCUUACCUCCCAAGGCUGGACAGGACCUCAUGACUCACAGGAGCUCCCAGAGCCGAAAGCACCAGCCCCGCACCCAGUGGCAACACCCCAUCUUGCUUUCAUUUCUACAACUCCCGGCCCUCAGCUCAGGAGAGCCACACUUGCCCCUGCCCCACAGAAGCCUGGAGGCCCAGCAGGACAGCAGCCAGCUAGGAAUGAGGGUCUAGUGGCCGAAGCCAAGGCCCCCAUCACACAGGCUUCCCCCUGGGACUUCCAGGGCUCUCCCCACAUGCUGGUACCUGAAACAGGUGCUGUGGGGAGGCUUGUGCUGGGAAAGCAGGGUGGGCAGGAAAAAGGCUUCCAGGAGGCUGUCCAGGGCCCCCUACUCACCCAGCAGGGUCCAGUAGCCCCUGAGGUUGGCUCAGCAGCCCCAGCUGAGGUGGCAUCCACUCAGGAGCCUGGAGGCCAGCUAGACCCUGCAUUGGCCAGAAGCCUUUCUCUUCCUGAGGGUCUGCCAGCUGAGCCCCCCCAAAAAGCUGGAGCUGGGGAUACCUGGGAAGUCAGCUCUUUGGGACCCCAGCCUGAGCAGACUGACCUCCUUGGUGGACAAGACUCCCCAGCACCCCAGCCCAUACCACCUUCAGCCUCAGACACUUCUGAUGGGCAGCUAAGACCAGCAAUAGCCUCGAUGAAUGGAGCAGACCCCAUCUCCCCACAGCGCGUGCGAGGAGCAAUGGAGGCUCCAGGAACCCCCAAGUCCUUCAUCCCUGAUCUCCCAAACUCUGCUCCAGCUGCAAAUGGAACAGAAAGCCCUGUGAGGGCCCUGCAGCCAGAUGAAGCCGAGGAAUGGCCGGGUCGCCCACAAAGCCACCCUCCAGCACCCCCUGUCCAGGCCCCCUCGACAUCUCGUCGUGGCCUUAUUAGAGUCACCACACAGAGAGCUCUGGGCCAGCCACUCGCUCCGGAGCCCUCAGCCAGCUCCAUGGCUCCAGACCCAGCUUCUAGCCCCCCAGCCAAUGCCACCGCACCUCCCCUACGUUGGGGACCGCUGCGGCGGGUGCUGAGUUUUUCUUGGGAGCUUCAUGUCUAUGGGGUGGGGGUGCUUUUCCUGCUUCCAGCAUUAUUGGCAUUGGUCACACUGGCAGCUGCCCUGGCGGGACCCCGAUUGGCACUAGUGGCAGCAGUGCUGGUGUUGGUAGCUUCAGGGCUGCGGUCUGCCUACAUGCUCACUGAUCCUUAUGGCUCUCAGGCACGGCUGGGAGUACGUGCCGGCCUGGUGCUAUACAACCUGCCCUUCCCUUUGCUGCUGACUGCACUGGCAGCACUCACCCUGCUGGGCCUGGGUGCCGGGCUGCCACAGCCUCUGCAGAAGCCACUCCUGCUGGGUGCUGUGGCACCAGUGCAUGCUGCAGGUUUGCUGGCCACAGACCUCUUCUCCACCAGGCCUGUGCUCAACCUCCUGACACAAGGCUUGUCUUGCGCCUGGGGUGCAUCGGUGGCUCUGGGCACACUCUGCCUCUGCCGUCGCCGCCUGCUGGAAGGUCCUCGGGGCUGGGAUGCCAGUCCAGGCCCACGGCUAUUGGCUGUGGCGGGCUCGCUGGGGUUGUUGGCCAGUGGUCUGCAGUUGGCAGCUUCACUCUGGCUGUACCCAGGACCGGGCCGGGAGGGUCGCUUUUCCUGGGCCUGGUGGGGUGUGCACUUCUGGUUGCGCCUGCUGGAGCUGACCUGGGCACUGGCUCUGGCGCUGGCCGCCCUGGCUGCCACGCGUCCCAGGCCGCCCACAGAGCACGCUUGCUGGGCUAAGUUACUACGCCUGGCGUGUCCCGCGCCCACAGGCAAGAGCGAGGUGCCCGAAAGACCAAAUAACUGCUAUGCGGGGCCCAGUGGCCUGCCCACAGGCGGCCUGGACAUCAGCAAAAGCCUCAUUCGCAAUGCUGCGGAAGGUGGGCUUCCUGCCACGCCUGGUUCCGGACCCUGGGGUUCGGCUGCAUCGCUGGGUCGCGGUCGCCCAGGUGGCCCGGGGAUGUCCCGCUGCAGUGUGGGGCCCGCGCCGUCGCUGAGCGAGUUGGAUCUGCGGCCACCCUCGCCCAUCAAUUUGAGCCGCAGCAUUGACGCCGCCCUCUUCCGGGAGCAUCUGGUUAAAGACAGUGUGUUCCACCGCUGUGGCCUCCGUGGCCUGGCCUCGUCGCCGCCAGGGGGCGCCCUGCGGCCUCGCCGCGGCAGCCAGCCGGACGCAGAGCUCGACGGUGCGGGCGCUUCGCUGCUCCGAGGCCGCUGCCGCUCGCUCAGUGAGGUGUGCUUGCGCACGACGCUCCCGCAGCACGUGGUGGACCCGCCCGUGAGCGCGGCGGCCGCGGGGACUUCGGGCAGCUCCCUGGACAGCUUCUCCAAGGGCUCGCUGAAGAUCAGCUGGAACCCGUGGUGUCACGGGGUGUCGUCCGUGGACAGCCUGCCCCUAGAUGAGCUACCCAGCACCGUGCAGCUGCUGCCAGCGCCUACUCCUGCUCCCGCCCGGGCCGGGGAGCCUCAGAGCGAGAGCCAGCAGCGCAGCAAGCCCAGCGAAUCUCGCAGCGCAUCCAGUGACACUAUAGAGCUCUGAGCGGCCGCCAGGGAGGAUCUGGACCUCCUCAAUGUCCACAUGAAGUUGCCGAGCCAAAACAGUUGAGCAUUUGAAAAAUUGGCCUUCUGGGGCCUGCACUUGACUGCAGCUCCCGGGGACAGACAGGCUUGAAUUCACCAGACUCCUUUUUUUUUGUUGUUUUGUUUUGAAUAUUUCUAUUCUUUUUUCAGCAGAUAUUUUGCACAGAGGCCGUGAGUUACACGGGAUACAGGGUGGAUGUGCAUGGUUUGAUCAUGGGGAGUAGGGACCAGGUACUCCUGAUUCCCCAAAAUGGAGAGAUGCACCUCACUUGUCCAGACUGACUGUCCUCUUUGUGCCAAAGAAAUAAACCCUUCCGAUUAGGCUCAUGCCUCCCGAUGGUCAGGCCAGGAUCCUAUACCCUUACAGGAGAGACAGGAAGCCCUUCCCCACAAGAAUCAAGAGCCUUCCUGAGGAAGGCUGCCUCUGGCUUUGGUAGGAACAGCCACCACUAUCUCACUAAAACCUGUCUGCUGUGGUGGAGUCCCAACUCCUAUAAUCCCCACAUUAGGCCUAACUGGAAAGCAUUCUGCCCACUUCAGAAAUGAGAAAGUGCAUUAUUUGGGUCCUGCAAUGACAGCUGGUGUUCAACCCAGAAAGAUCAA
This is a messenger RNA of Onychomys torridus (southern grasshopper mouse), 3876 nucleotides long. It is a transcript of the gene Prrt3, whose product is annotated as proline rich transmembrane protein 3. NCBI's taxonomy places the organism in Eukaryota, Metazoa, Chordata, Mammalia, Rodentia, Cricetidae. Bases 326 to 3232 code for a protein of 968 amino acids. The record is from RefSeq and is a predicted model, not a curated record. The transcript is spliced from 4 exons.